CAUUUGUAAAGAUCAUUUUUUCUUUUUUUGUUGUGAGUUGUGAUACGCAUUUGGAAUUCAAAUAUUGAAUGUUUGGUGAAUUAUACAGUACUUUUUUCUGUUUCAUUCAAACACAUUUUAUAUUUAUAUACGACGAAGUGAUUUAAGAGCGUCCGAGCAAAUUGAGCCCCACAACUGAAACAAACUUGAAAUCAUGGGGGUCCCAAAGUUUUUCAGAUACAUAAGUGAGAGGUAUCCUUGCUUGAGUGAAUUUGUGAAAGAAUAUCAGAUACCAGUUUUUGAUAAUUUGUAUUUGGACAUGAAUGGCAUAAUACACAUGUGCUCCCAUCCAGAUGACAACAAUCCUCACUUUCGGAUCACCGAGGAGAAGAUAUUUGCAGACAUUUUCCACUACAUUGAGUUUUUAUUCAGGAUGAUUAAGCCUCAAAAGGUGUUUUUCAUGGCGGUGGAUGGGGUGGCUCCUAGAGCCAAAAUGAACCAGCAAAGGGGGCGCAGGUUUCGGUCGGCGAAAGACGCGGAAAAAAUGGAGCUCGAGGCCAAAAAUAAGGGCGAAAAAUUGCCAGAUGUGGAACGUUUUGACUCGAAUUGUAUAACGCCUGGCACCGAGUUCAUGGCCAGGUUGCACGAACAGCUGAAAUAUUUCGUCGUUUCGAAAGUCUCAAAUGACAAUUUGUGGAAAAAGUGUAAAAUUAUUUUAUCAGGGCAUGAAACCCCUGGCGAAGGGGAGCAUAAGAUUAUGGAUUAUAUAAGGUAUAUUCGUUCCCAGCCUGGGUAUGAUCCAAAUACGCGUCACUGUCUCUAUGGGUUGGACGCUGAUCUCAUUAUGCUCGGGUUGUGCACCCAUGACCCCCAUUUUUCGCUACUGAGAGAAGAGGUCAAAUUUGGUAAAAAAGCCAAAAGAAGCAAUGUACCUGAAGAGAUUAGAUUCUAUUUGUUACAUUUAUCUUUAAUGAGAGAGUAUUUAGAAUUGGAGUUUUCUCCACUUAAGACAGCUCUAAAAGAUUCAGAUAAGAUUAAAUUUGACAUCGAAAACAUUAUUGACGAUUGGAUUCUUAUGGGCUUUCUUGUUGGAAAUGAUUUUAUACCAAAUUUGCCCAAUUUGCACAUUUCUAAUGGGGCACUACCUGUUCUUUAUAAGGCCUACAUUGAAGUUCUACCAACAUUAGAUGGUUACAUUAAUGAAGCUGGAACGCUGAAUUUAGAACGGUUUGAAAAAUUUAUGAAAAAAUUAGCAGAUAUAGAUAUAAAAAACUUUGAGGAAAUUCAGGACGAUUUGUUAUAUUUUGAACGCAAAACUGGAAGAAAAGCAACUGCGCAUGUUCCUGUUAGUUCUAAACCUGUUAAAAGUGAAAAUGGCGAUGAGAAAAAAAUGGAUCCCGCACUUGCUGACUUAAUUGCAGCAACUGAUAUUUUGGCCGUUUCAUCCGACGAAGAAGAGUUUGAGAGUAGCAGUUCAACAGAAGAAGACGAGGCUUUCAAGAAUUUCAAAGACGAAUAUUAUCGCAAUAAAUUAGAGUUUGAGGAAGUGACAAGAGAGAUAAUGAGGGAGCAAGCAGAGGGCUAUGUCCGUGCCAUCCAAUGGAAUUUGAAUUAUUACUACAACGGAGUUUGCUCCUGGUCGUGGUUUUAUCCACACCAUUAUUCGCCGUACAUUUCCGAUAUUAAGGGUUUUUCCGACUUGAAAAUCGACUUUGAACUCGGAAAACCAUUCAAACCUUACGAACAAUUAUUGGCUGUGUUGCCACCAGCCAGUAAGAAACUUCUCCCACAGUGUUAUCAUUCUUUAAUGACCGAUGACAACUCGUUGAUCAAGUCGUAUUAUCCUGAAGAGUUUCAAACUGACUUAAAUGGCAAACGCCAGGAGUGGGAAGCUGUAGUUCUUGUGCCUUUUAUCGACGAAAAAAAUCUUCUCAAUGCUAUGAAACCCUGUAAUGAAUUGUUGACUCCAGAAGAAGCAAAUCGGAAUAAACAUGGACCGAUGUUAGUGUAUGAAUAUACAGAUGAGGAUUUAGGGGUGUAUGAACCACCGAGUUAUUUUCCGAAAGUCGUCAAUAGGGCUCGUUGUACUCCUGUCAAUAUCGAGGAUAUUAGAGUCCCCAAAGAAAAACUAGUCAAAGGGGCUUAUCCUGGCGUCGUUUUAGACGUUUACUAUCCCGGUUUUCCCACUUUGAAACACCUGAAAUAUGAAAGUAAAUUCAAGAAAGCUAGAGUUAAGGUGUUUGAAAUGCCCAGUCGUGGUGAAAGUUUAAUAUUGAGGAUUUUACCAAGUGAGAAGUACAUUGGUGAUGGCAUCCCUGUGGAUUUACUAGGGAAGGUCGUGUGGGCGGGGUGGCCUAAUCUCACAGAAGCGAAGGUGAUUGCUAUUUCAAAUCGGAAAGAAAAAUAUGUGUUUUCGUCGUCUGCCCCCAACAAUUACGAAGUUAAAGUUCAAACGAAAAACUCAACGUUUGAAAGUGAAUUAGAGGGAGUAUCGCAGUAUUACAGGGACCGUAUGGGUAUAGAUGUCGGAAAUACGGAAGUACUCGUUCAUGUGAAUCUUCUCUCUGGUCGAAAAUACGUAUUUACCUCGAAUAUGAGAGUAACACUAGAAAAACAAUUUUGCCAAAUUCAGUCAAAUUAUCCCUUACAAAGCAUAGUGGCUGAUAUCAAAGUCUAUGAUGAACAUCGUAGUACUUUUCAAAGCGUUUCAGAUGUUUUUUCACCCAAUUCGAUUUGUUUUACACUUUCAAAUCCUUAUUACGGUUCACAGGGCACUAUUGUGGACAGCACCGAGUCGCUAAAAAACAAUUAUUUGACAGUAUCAUUGAGUGUCACUACAGAACCGGAUCUUACACAAGCACAAAACAUUGAUAAAUUAAAUAAAAAUUAUUUAAGUCUUGCAAAUUCGGCGUGUCAGUUAGCAAUGUCGAAUUAUGUGUUUUCAAGAAUUACAGGUUCUUUGUUUGUGCAAACGAGAAAUAAUGAGGGGUUGUUGAAAACUGUAAAUAUUGGUUUGAAUAUGAAAUUUAGUAAGAAAAAUCAGGAAACGCCAGGAUAUACAAGAAAGAUCGAAAAUGUGUGGUUUUAUUCUGAUAAGGCUGUGGGUCUAGUUAGGGAAUAUGUAAACAGAUUUCCGGAAGUUUUUAAUUUUCUUGCAAGAAGUUCGAACGACGAACUUGUGGCAGAUGAGAUUUUUAAUGAAGAUGGUGACGAAAAAGUGAAAAGUAUUCAAACUUGGUUAAAGUCGUUGCCUAUACACAAUAUUGAAAGACGUGUUUGCGGAAGUUCCGUUUUAGAGCCGGAAGUUGUUGCGGAAAUCGAGAAGGAAGUCGAUCAAUUGAAAGAUUCACCAAAAAAUAUUAUAAUGCCAAUCAAACCACAGUUGCUCUAUAAGCCUGAAAUUCAAACGGGCUUUUUGGCCCCUGACCCUCUUGUCGAAACUCGAGUAUUUGAUCGAAUUGUCAACGUUCGAGAAGGGUUUACUGUUCCUUUAGGGCUCAAAGGGACCGUAAUUGCGAUUCACAAAUCACCUAACGUUCUUAAAAACGAAGAUGAGCUUUAUGAUAUUGUUUUUGAUAAAACAUUUCCGGGAGGAAUGGCCUUAAACUGUUCAGAACAUCGGGGAUAUCGUCUAUCGAAAAUUUCUUUCAUAAAUAUUUGUUAUGGAAGAAGGAAAAUGGAGGAGAAAACUGGAAAACCAGGUGAACUAAGGGCAAGAGCUAAAGAACAUAACAGUACAAAUAUGUAUGCAAGGCAGCAAAAUUCUGCUUUUGCAUCGGUUAAUAAAGUACAACCAAAUUUAAUGGGGCCACCUUAUAAAAAUAACGCUCAAUUUAACACAAAUCAGUAUCCAGUGAGGCCACAAGUGCCCAUACCGGCUUAUGAUCAACAUAAAAUGAAAAAUUCGUUUUACUACAUGACCGAUUUUAGCCAAAUGCAGGGGUCUAAAAUUAAUAAAGAAAAUUCAAUUACUUGGAGGACUACAGAAAUAAAUAAUCACAAUAGGCAGACAAGGGGGCCCAGCCAUCUUUCUCAAAGUUCUAUAAAUACCACUAAGCCAAAAACCGAGGUAAACACUGAUUUUUUAAAGCGAAUUUUGAACAUUGAUAAUGCAGAGAAAUCGAGUAAACCGAAAUCAAAUGUACCACCCCCACAGUGUGAAUCGGUUCGAAAUUAUUCAUCUUCGUCAAGCAGAAAGCAAGAAGUUGGUACUGUUCCGAGUGCUACAGCUAAUUUAUUAAGCUAUUACCAGUCUAAUGCAUGGGGAUGUCCAAGAUAUCAUUACCUCCAACAAAAUAAUGGAUUUGCUGCACAAGUUGUUCUACCUAACGGUAAAUCUAUAUCAGGAAAAACAGCAAGAUCUAGAGAGGAAGCAAGUGAGAAUGUGGCGCUAGAUGCCCUUCACAUGUUAAAAAAUAAGUCUCCUAAGCCAACAAAAACGGGCCUUCCAUCCGAAUUUCCGGUGCCUCCAACCAAAUGGGUUCAAGAUCGUCAACAACACAACAAAAUGUCAUCGCAAGUUUUUAUUAAUAAAUCAUACCAGUUUAAACAGCCUGGGUAUACUCAACAUCCGAGAAUGUCACACCAAACGGACUAUAAUAAAAAAGAGCCAGAUUCUAGUUUCAGUAGAAAUGGGCCAGAUGCACCCUACACAAGUGUGAAAACACACAAUUUCGUACCACUUCAAGCAUUGAAAAAAAAACAAGUAAAUAAGACUCCUAAUACUGGGAAUAAAAAUGUCAAUGACAAUUCACCGCGUAAGAAACAAGAAAAAACGUAUUUUUCAAGUAGCAUGCAAAACGCUGGGAUUUCAAAGGCUGGUGAAUUAGAUCAAAAUGACCGUCGAGAUAAAUCAGGAAAGCAAAGGAAAACUAGAAUUGCAGCCAGAUUCAAUCAAUAAUUUUAAAAACAAAAUAAUAGUUGUGACUGAUUACUUCCUGUAACAUCCUCGAAUUUAGGUUUUAAUUAGUUUUUAAACACAAAUUUAUGGACAGUUUUUCAUAGGUAAAUGUGAUCAAUACAUGCUAAUUAUUUUGAGUUGUCUAUAUGACUAUGAAACGUUUAUUUAAUAAAAAAAAAUAUACGUAAUGAUUUAAA
Tribolium madens (black flour beetle) is the source of this 5076-nucleotide messenger RNA. It is a transcript of the gene pcm, whose product is annotated as 5'-3' exoribonuclease 1. Lineage: Eukaryota; Metazoa; Arthropoda; Insecta; Coleoptera; Tenebrionidae. The coding region runs from base 194 to 4879 and encodes 1561 amino acids. Gene Ontology annotation, molecular function: RNA binding; 5'-3' RNA exonuclease activity. The record is from RefSeq and is a predicted model, not a curated record. Gene Ontology annotation, cellular component: nucleus. Gene Ontology annotation, biological process: rRNA catabolic process; nuclear-transcribed mRNA catabolic process. The transcript has 18 exons.